ACGUCAACAGAAAUCACAAACGAAUUUCAGUUUUUUAUGAUGGUUGACGAUAAAAUUCCGAAUGAUAAUAAGAUGAGAAAAAUGACUCUAUCCAUCCGAGUCGAAGGUAUGAAACAAUAUGGAGAAUGGGAAAUCGGCGAGGUUCUUGAGAAGGUGCUCUCUGUGAAAGGUCAAAGUCUAGACGAUGUUCCCCAAUUCGAUAUAGAUAAAUUAGGUGAACCAAACCCAGAUUCUGAAGAAGACGCGAUCAACAUACUCGUUGGUGAGCUUACGAAAAAGUUGAAGAGCUUCCAAUCAAUUAAACGGAAUGAAUCUACAGCUCGAGAAUUUAUCUCCCCCUUCUUGACAACAGCCGUAAGUUUGGUCCGAGAUGAGGAAGACACCCUUAUACUCAAGUCUGAAGAACCUCUUCAUGGAAGCCGUGCGUAUGGCAUACUAGAUUACUGUAUCUAUGCUAGGGAUGCAGUAAUUUUGGUCAGUGAAGCUCAAAAUGAACAAUUCAAUAAAGGGGUUGCUCAAAAUGUCAUGCAGAUGCUCAGCGCUGUGGAAAAUUUAAAAAGAAAACGCAUGAUAGAUGAUGUAGAUGAAGGCCAAGAAGUUCCUGUCGUCAUGUAUGGCAUAGUGACAAAUGCAUUGUCUUGGUAUUUUUUUCGGUGGGGUGGUGAUGAGAAAAAUCCUUCAUUAGAGCGCUCUGUUGAGGUGCAUUGUGAAUUUGAGCUCCCAGACAUGGGAUCAGCAAAGCGGAUCCUUCGAAUUAUUAUGCGUAUUCUUCAAGACCAAAUUCAUGGUCUGAAGAACAGCAGUGAAC
This is a messenger RNA of Paraglomus occultum, 808 nucleotides long. The record is from the annotation of a GenBank genome assembly. Lineage: Eukaryota; Fungi; Glomeromycota; Glomeromycetes; Paraglomerales; Paraglomeraceae.